GGAUAUUGACAGACACAAACUUUGGUAGCAAGUCGUUGCAGAUCUGGGAUAAAAAGGUCAGAAACGGUUACAUUAAGCGGAUAACUGACAACGACAUUCAGUCUCUCAUAUUGGAAAUUAUGGGAAGAAAUGUCAGUAUGACUUACAUCACGUGCCCUGGAGACAGUCACAGUCACAGACAAAGACAAAAGAAAAUUUUGAGCAUAAAACUCCCUUUCCUUGUAAUGAUCAUCAAGAACUUGAAGAAAUAUUUCACUUUUAAAGUGACGGUGCUGGAUGAUAAAGGAGUUAGAUGGCGUUUUAGAGCUUCCAAUUAUCAGUCGACAACAAGAGUGAAACCAUUCAUAUGUAGAAUGCCUAUGAGACUUGAUGAGGGAUGGAACCAAAUUCAGAUAUUGCGAGUAGCCGUGCUUAUAUUACUACUGUGUUUAGUGCAGAGAGAAAUGUAUGCUUUAUGUACAAUACUUUACAGUGGAUUUUAUCUUUUAGUAUUACAUACUGUACUGUAUUCUAGUGUACUGAGAGAUGCAUUUAUAGACAUUUAUACACAUUUCAGUCUUAUAAGACUACAAGACUUAGAGAUAGUAUAUUUCUCUGAUCGUCUCUACUCUGAAGAUGAACUGCCAGCAGAAUUCAAGUUUUUUUCUGCCGGUCUCUCAAGCAGCAGAGCAGAAGUGACAUGA
Corticium candelabrum is the source of this 683-nucleotide messenger RNA. RefSeq names its product cilia- and flagella-associated protein 20-like. Gene Ontology annotation, cellular component: ciliary basal body; motile cilium. The coding region runs from base 120 to 683 and encodes 187 amino acids. The transcript has 5 exons. Gene Ontology annotation, biological process: cilium assembly; regulation of cilium beat frequency involved in ciliary motility; positive regulation of cell motility. Lineage: Eukaryota; Metazoa; Porifera; Homoscleromorpha; Homosclerophorida; Plakinidae. The record is from RefSeq and is a predicted model, not a curated record.